This is a messenger RNA of Danaus chrysippus (African queen), 321 nucleotides long. Lineage: Eukaryota; Metazoa; Arthropoda; Insecta; Lepidoptera; Nymphalidae. The record is from the annotation of a GenBank genome assembly.
AUGAGAGGGACGGCAAUACAGAGUGACAGAGACAGAGAUAUACAAAACGAUCGCGUGUCCAGACAUCUUAGCAGCCCCUACGAGCCUCGGGCCAACGAUUAUCAUAACAAGACCCCAUUACCUACACCGACAGCAUCACCUAACUUAUCCGGCUACCCUCCAACACAUCCCUAUUACAAUCAGAUAAGAUGUUAUGGCUGGAACUUACAAACUUCAGCUAGUAACAGUACAUUAGCACAACACUAUGCUGUAGCGGUUAACCCUUGGAAUGGUGUUGCGGGUCAGAAUAACCCUCUUGUAUCAGAUCAAGACGCUCGUUAA